UCCUGGAGGAAAGCAAGCAGACAACGAACUUUACGGCCGUCGAUACCAGGGUGCCCGGUAUAACACGGACCACACGGCGAACAGAGGACACUAAGUGCAUCUCGGGAGCUCCGUCAAUUUUCAAGAUUUUCUCCAACUUCAGCCCUCAGACAAACAUUAGCAUGAUGUCGUAUCUAAAGCAACCACCUUACACAGUGAAUGGCCUCAGCUUAACUACUUCCGGAAUGGAUCUUUUGCAUCCAUCUGUGGGCUAUCCAGCAACGCCGCGGAAGCAGAGGCGAGAGAGGACUACUUUUACGCGCGCACAGCUCGACGUUUUGGAGGCGUUGUUCGCCAAAACUCGAUACCCGGACAUAUUCAUGCGCGAGGAGGUGGCGCUGAAAAUCAAUCUACCUGAGUCCAGAGUGCAGGUCUGGUUCAAGAACCGGCGGGCAAAGUGUCGCCAGCAGCAGCAGCAGCAGCAGAACGGGGGCCAGAACAAGGUGCGACCUGCCAAAAAGAAAAGUUCCCCAACCAGAGAAGUGAGCUCAGAGAGCGGAGCCAGCGGCCAGUUCACGCCCCCCACCAGCACCACCACAGUCCCAGCCAUCUCAACCAGCACCGCCCCGGUGUCCAUCUGGAGCCCGGCGUCCAUCUCUCCGCUCUCAGACCCCCUGUCUACCUCCUCCUCCUGCAUGCAGAGGUCCUACCCCAUGACCUACACCCAGGCCUCCAGCUACAGCCAGGGCUACGCCGGCUCGACGUCCUACUUCGGCGGCAUGGACUGCGGCUCUUACCUCACCCCCAUGCACCACCAGUUGUCAGGCCCUGGCUCAACUCUCAGUCCGAUGAGCACAAACGCGGUCACAAGCCAUCUGAACCAGUCCCCGGCGUCCCUCUCCACCCAGGGCUACGGGACGUCCGGCCUGGGCUUCAACUCCACAGCAGACUGCUUGGAUUAUAAGGACCAAGCGGCGUCGUGGAAGCUGAACUUCAAUGCCGAUUGCUUGGAUUAUAAGGAUCAAACGUCUUCGUGGAAAUUCCAGGUCCUGUGA
Chelmon rostratus (copperband butterflyfish) is the source of this 1034-nucleotide messenger RNA. RefSeq names its product orthodenticle homeobox 2b (gene otx2b). Gene Ontology annotation, cellular component: nucleus. The coding region runs from base 162 to 1034 and encodes 290 amino acids. NCBI's taxonomy places the organism in Eukaryota, Metazoa, Chordata, Actinopteri, Chaetodontiformes, Chaetodontidae. The record is from RefSeq and is a predicted model, not a curated record. The transcript has 4 exons. Gene Ontology annotation, molecular function: RNA polymerase II cis-regulatory region sequence-specific DNA binding; DNA-binding transcription factor activity, RNA polymerase II-specific. Gene Ontology annotation, biological process: multicellular organism development; regulation of transcription by RNA polymerase II.